AUGGCCACACCAGGCACUCAGUGUAUGAUGCAAGCAGGCCUAACAGCUGGCAUGUCGGCCACCCAGGGCAUGCACUCCCCACGCUCCAACCCGGUAGACACCCAUCUCAGUGAUCCAGUCAGCAUGCUUCCACCCGACCUAAAACCAGACUCAAAAAGCCGAAUCGCCUUGCGUUGCGUGGAUGGUAAGGAUGUACUUGUUCCUUACCUGAGUAUUGGUGCAUGGUCUUGGGGCGACAAAGCAAGCUUUAACUAUAACCCAGCACGAGACCUACCGCACAUCCACGCAGCGUGGGCCAAGCUCAAGUCUGUUGGGUUGACCUUCGUGGAUACAGCGCAGUCCUACGGCGACGGUGAGAGCGAGCGGAUCUGCGGGACCCUAUUCCGGGACAUGCCCCGCGACUCUUUUGUGGUGCAGACUAAAUGGCUAUCGACACCAGAUAUGGCCAACACUAUCAUGCAGGCCGGCGGGCCCAAGUCUAAGCUUGAAGAUUCGCUCUUGCGUCUUCAACUAGACUACGUCGACAUCUACCUCGUCCACGGGCCUAUCCACCCUCUCAAGAUAUCCACUGUCGCCAAGGGCAUGGCCGACUGUGUGAAGUCCGGGAUGGCGCGCGCGGUUGGAGUGGCUAAUCAUGACACUAAGGAGAUGAUCAAGAUGGCUGAUGAGCUGGCCAAGCAUGGCGUCCCGCUCUCUGUCUGCCAGUGCGAGUACUCAAUCGUCCGCCGCUUGCCUGAAGUUAGCGGCGUGAUUCGAGAAUGCAAAAAGAGGAGUAUUUGCUUCCAGGGCUUUGCCUCGCUGGCUCAAGGCCGUCUUUCCGGCAAGUAUUCGCGCUUCAAUGAGCCCCAGCGCAAGCGGCGCUUCAGCAGUCAUCCCAUGCAUGUGCUAGAACCUACUAUCAAUGUCUUAAAGACUAUCGCCGAGGAGCGGCGUGUGCCUGUUCCUGCUGUUGCGCUAAAUUAUUCCAUCAUAAAAGGUGUUCUGCCACUAGUUGGCGUGCGUGAUGCUCGUCAAGCGGAACAGGAUAUGCAGGCACUCGGAUGGCGGCUGACGGAAGAUGAGAUGAAACAGAUUGAAGGAGUCAGUCUACAGGGUAGUGUAUCCUCAUUGAUGCAGCACGGGUAG
Molecule: messenger RNA, 1125 nt
Organism: Penicillium coprophilum
Lineage: Eukaryota; Fungi; Ascomycota; Eurotiomycetes; Eurotiales; Aspergillaceae
Exons: 1
Coding region: 1-1125 (374 amino acids)
Molecular function (GO): oxidoreductase activity
Source: RefSeq, a predicted model, not a curated record